AUGCUUCCCUCACUCCGCAGCCCUCGGCAGCCCUCGCACCGCGCGGACCUGGACGCCCGCCGCGCCUUAUCGCGUCCGGCCGACCUGCCCGCCGCCUCCGACGCCAAUCGCAUGCGCACGGCUGCUGCUCUCGCUCCUGCUCCCCGCGAUGACUCGCAUGCGCACGCCCAUGCGCCCGCCGCCGGCGCUUUUGCCUCUGCCCUGAAACAGGAUCAGCCCUCCCCCGCCGAGACGGACUCGCGGCCACUCGCGGCCAAUGGCCUCCCGGAUCACCAGCAGGACUCGAGCAGCACCUCCCAGGACACCUCGACGACGACGACGGACCAGGCCGACCGCGUCUUCACCCCGCCCGUGAGCGAAGGCAGCAUGAGCGCCGGGAACGGCAACGACCACGACUCGAACCAGGGCUCCCAAUUGCUCAAGCUGUCCCAGCUCGCCGCCGCCCAGGAAAAGAUGCCCAACCUCGACGAGGCCCUCGCCGCCGGCUCGCGCAAGAGGAUGGCCGACGGCAUGGUCAAGCACGCGCGCAACCCCUCGAGCGCGUCGCCCACCUUUGCCGGCGGCCACUCGCGCAAUACCAGCUCCGUCAGCGUCGCUUCCACCUCGGGCAGCCGCAUUGGAGAGCUCUCGGCAGAACUCAAGUCCAAGCUCUCGUAUGCCAUGCUCAAGGUCAACCACGGCUGGCAGCACCACUCGAUCGACCAGGUCGAGUCCCUGGCCUCGCACGCCGCCUCUCCCACCUCGACCACUUCGACCAUUCCCGGUCGCCACCGUUCCUCCGCCAGCCCUCGCCUGUCCCUGGCGUCCCCGCAGUCCAGCAACGGCAGCACGCCGCCCAGUGCUACCACGCGCCAUUUCCCCAGCCAUGGCGACCACUCGUGGCGCGACGGGCCCCAUAGGACGGGCCACGCCGUGACUGCCGCCCCCAGCCUCGCGCCGCCGGCCUCCAUCCAGCCGUCCAGACACGCCCUCAGCAGCCGGCGCAACUCCAACCCGCGCUACACGCCCGCUUUCCUCUCGGCAGCCGCGCAGAACGCCAGCCCUCGCACGCCAGGGCAGCCGCACUCGGCGCAGAGCACGCCUCACCAGCGGCACGUCCCCAGCCCCAUGAUGGACCCCAUCGUCUUCUCGCCGCACCAGAACGUGCGGGAGCAGGACGCCAUCGAGUCCCUGCUCUUCAUGAGCAGCCCCGGCAACUCGGCCAACAUGAAGCACACCUUCCCCACGUCGUCGUCACAGCCCCUGAUGCCCACGCACCGCCAAGGGAACGGCGCCUCGGUCACGUCGAGUCCGCAGCGCACUGCGCUGCCUGGGUCCGCGCCCCGCAAGAGCCUGCCGAGCGGGCGGCCGUCGCAUCAGCACUCGGCCUCGCAGCCGGCGACCCUGAAGAGGGUCGGGUUCGACAAGUCGACGCUCGGCGCCGACGAGAUGGACGUGGACAACGUGUACGCCACGCCGCGACAGAGGGCCGCCAACGGAGGCCGGGCGAGUUUCGGGGAGACCACGCCCAGGCCGAAGGUGUCUCUCUCAACACCGCUUGGCCUCGGCGGGUCGUCGAGGCCGCGGCCGUCCGUGGGCGACGAGGAGAUCGAGCGGAUGCUGGACAGGGUGGCCGCGGCGGCGGACGACUCGUCGGAUUCGGAGAGCGAGAUCGAGAUCCCCGUGCGGCGAGGGCCCGGGGAGCAGCAGAGGGAGACGGUGAGCAUGUGA
Messenger RNA from Thyridium curvatum, 1710 nucleotides. RefSeq lists its product as uncharacterized. The record is from RefSeq and is a predicted model, not a curated record. The transcript is spliced from 2 exons. Gene Ontology annotation, molecular function: transcription coregulator activity. The coding region runs from base 1 to 1710 and encodes 569 amino acids. Gene Ontology annotation, cellular component: cytoplasm; SBF transcription complex. Lineage: Eukaryota; Fungi; Ascomycota; Sordariomycetes; Thyridiales; Thyridiaceae.